AUGAUCGAGACGUGGGAAGACCGGGAGAGAAAACAUGCUCUUGUCAAUCAGAUCCGAGCUGCAUGCCUCGCACAACAGCAGCAGGCCUCAGUUCACAAGGGCAAACCGCGAUCCGAAGCCCCGUUUCUUAGUCGAAUCGACAUACAUCACGAAAUUGAGAGCGUCCGCGACCGAGCAGCGGCUCAGCAGAUCGGCCAGAAGGGGGACUUACAAGUCCUCGUAGUGGACAGGCCGUACCCAGCAUGCGGCAAGUCGUUAGUUGAAUUGGACUGCUGGCUUCAGAUCAAAGAUCUACUUCUGGAAACACGCCACGUCGACAAGGUACUCGUGGUCCGCCGCUUUGGCCCAGUUGCAACGUCCCCUGUUGGAGGCACGUACGGAGUCGAAGAUGAGACAGGCACGUGCGAGCUCCUUCUCGUAGACGCAUUCAGCUUUGCUGGAGACCAGGUCAUUCCUGUUGAUGCCGUCGUCGCGAUCAAAGAGCCCUACUGCAAGGUAGAUGGUAGUGGAAAGCCACGAAUCAAGUUAUCGCAUCCUACAGAUCUCAUGAUAUUGCCGCCGGACCACAGCAAGAUCCCGUUCAAAUGGCGCAUGGAUGGGCCCGUUGUUUCCAACAGUACCGAUCCAUUGGGGUCCAGCUCCACUAACGCCAACUGCUGCUCCGAAUCUCUGAAUGAUAUCAGCGCGACAAAGGUCAAUGACAUGGAAAGAGCUGGUCGUGGACUUUUUGCCCAAAAAGCUUUCAAAUUCGGCGACAAGAUCAUGUCUGAGGAGGCGACGUUCUUCUUAUCACCAAAUGAAGACUGCGCCUUUCGCGCGCUGAAGUAUGACCUCUCCAAGAACAUGAUGACGGAGGACAUAGGGGCGCCAUACAAGGAGCUCGCCAAUGCGCUCUCUCAGGAUCGAGACAUGGCAAUCAAGGUCUUUAAUCUACACUCAGGACCAGUCGAUAUGCCAUGCAGUGGACCAUGCCUGAUCGAUGGUAAGCCAGUCAUCGACAUCUUCCACAUUCACGAAAUAUGGUGCAACAACGCCAUCGCUUGUCCUGCAAACUUGCAGCCAAAGGCUUUUCCCAAUCGCGUCUCUGCAGAUAGUCCGUCGGCUAGUGGUCUUUGGUGCCAUUUCGCCUACUGUAAUCAUUCUUGUCUGCCGAAUGCAGAGAAAAGCUUCAAGGAUGGCGUGCUGACGUUGCGAGCCACCCGAGACAUUGACGAAGGCGAGGAAAUUACCAUUUCGUACGGCGAAUAUAUCGACCAAACCGAGAAACUACAAGCCAUGCAUCGAAUCUGGGGCUUCAAAUGCGAGUGUCGUGUAUGUGCCGCAGAGUCACAAACCUCAAAAGAAAUGCUCGCUCACCGUGAAACACUGCGCACCAAAGUCUCCGCGCCGCUACCCACCACCCUCACCGCAGAUCUCAUCACAGAAGCCAAAGCGCUCGCCUCGGAAAUCCAAACCACUUACCCAGACACCUCCUACGCUCCCAAUCUCCCUCGCACAGCCGUCGCAGAAGCCUACUCUCGACUCUUCACCAUCCACUCCAAACUCCUCAAUCUCAACGCAGCAGAAGAUGCCCUGCGAAAAAUGCUCCACGCACUCGCUGUGCUCGACAUUAUCGAAGCCAAAGUCAUACCUCUCGGAGGCGUACUCGGAGAAAUGACUGUAUUCAACAUUCUGCUGUUAGCGAGUUUGCAGAGAAAAACUCGCCAGGAUGAUGAUCAAGAAGUGGUAGAGGUGGUGGUGAAGCAGUUGGAAGAAUUUGCAGCCAAGGUAUAUUUGGUUCUCAAUGGUAGUAUGGAAGGCUUUGAGAAGGUUGUUUUGGCGCCGGAGAUGUGA
Sphaerulina musiva SO2202 is the source of this 1833-nucleotide messenger RNA. Its product is annotated as SET domain-containing protein. The record is from RefSeq and is a predicted model, not a curated record. Gene Ontology annotation, molecular function: protein binding. The transcript is spliced from 2 exons. The coding region runs from base 1 to 1833 and encodes 610 amino acids. Lineage: Eukaryota; Fungi; Ascomycota; Dothideomycetes; Mycosphaerellales; Mycosphaerellaceae.